AUGUCGUCGAAUGGAUUGGGCAUCCCAUUGAAGAUUACCGUCAUCGGUGCUGGCAUGGCCGGUCUUUCAUCAGCAAUAGCACUCUCAGACAUAAACCCCGACCAUCAGAUUACAGUCCUGGAAUCAAACACCUCCCUCAGCGAGUUCGGCGCUGGACUGCAACUCUUCCCAAAUAGUACCCGCAUUCUACACAAAUGGGGCCUAACACCAUCUCUGGAAAAAGUCGCCUUCCAAUCCUCCCACAUGUCCGUUCGCCGCUGGGAAGACAACACCGAAUUGUCCUUCAACAUGAAUAACCCUACCAGCACAUGGCUCUACGGCUGGCCCCAAUGGCAGGUUUACCGACCAGACCUGCAGCAAGUGCUCUUUGAGCGCGUAAAACAGCUACCCAACGUGUCCGUUGUUUUCGGAAAAUCCGUUAAGUCCGUGGACCACGAGACCGGCACAGUCUAUACAGCAGACGGUGAGGCUAUCGAGGCGGAUCUCACAGUCGCAGCAGAUGGGAUCUGGUCCAAGACUAGACGAUGCUUACCGGCGUCGAAGGAUGUGGCUCCUACCCCGUAUCGGGAACAUAAUUACCGCGCUGUGAUUCCCCGAUCGCGGAUGCUCUCUAAUCCCAUUACUGCACCAUUUAUGGCUUCUCCAGAAGCAAAAACUUGGGUGGGACCUGGCGCAUUCGUUUUGGCUUAUACAGUUGCCUCGAGCGAGUUAUAUAAUGUUGUUAUUGGUGUCCCGCGACCGAGCGAAGGGGUACCCCUUGGAUCAUGGAAUCAUCCUGCCGAUAUUGAGACAAUGCGUGGGCUUGUUUCAGAGUGGUGUGAGGAGGUGCAAGCGUUGGCGUCACUGAUUCAAGAAGGGGAAUGUGUUUCCUGGACCUUGGGUGAGGUGGCUCCUAUUCCCAGCUAUGUUAGUGCGUCUGGAAGAGUAGCGCUAGUUGGGGACGCAGCACAUGCUCUUCUUCCUCAUGCUGCACAGGGGGCGGGAAUGGCGAUUGAGGAUACAGCGAGUCUGGCAGAGUUCUUGGGAUUUCUAAAGUCGAAGGAGGAUCUAAGCAAGGUGAUGGGUGUGUGGAGCCAGUUUAGACAAGCUCGUGUGGAGCAUUUGCGCAGCAUCAGCUGUGGCAAUGCUGUUGAUAUGACCCUUCCGGAUGGCGAACGUCAAAUUGCGCGAGAUGCUAAAUGGAAUGCUAUUCGCGAUCUGCAACGGUCGCAGUUGGCUGAACUUGGACCCGAGAAGAUUAGAGAGAAGAUAAUCAGGGAGAGGCCGGUGCCUGAUCCAGCUUGUAAAAGCACAUUUGAGCCUGGUGGUAGAAUGUGGGUCAAUGGGUUUGAUGUGAGUGAGGAGAGUAGGAAGUUUUGUCGCGAGCAUUUAGGACUUGAGUUAUCAGCUAGGAUGUGA
This is a messenger RNA of Penicillium pulvis, 1398 nucleotides long. RefSeq lists its product as uncharacterized. Lineage: Eukaryota; Fungi; Ascomycota; Eurotiomycetes; Eurotiales; Aspergillaceae. The record is from RefSeq and is a predicted model, not a curated record. The coding region runs from base 1 to 1398 and encodes 465 amino acids. The transcript has a single exon. Gene Ontology annotation, biological process: secondary metabolite biosynthetic process. Gene Ontology annotation, molecular function: monooxygenase activity; FAD binding.